Molecule: messenger RNA, 1872 nt
Organism: Closterium sp. NIES-65
Lineage: Eukaryota; Viridiplantae; Streptophyta; Zygnematophyceae; Desmidiales; Closteriaceae
Source: the annotation of a GenBank genome assembly
AUGACAGGAGAGUCAGACAAGUCCCCACGUUCAUUGCGCGCUCAGCGACGCCAUCAGGGAGGCUCCCGUCAGCAGGACUCCACCCCGCCCCAGGAAGCACAGCCUGUGGAGCCGGCGGCGCUGGAGAGGUCAGCAGUCCCCAUGGGAUUGGCACCUCCUGCCCGCCAACGAAGAGCCGAGGGUACGAGCCUGCGCUCAGCCCGGCCUGAGAAGGGGAGGAGGAGCGAGUGGGAGGAGACGAUGGGACCGGAGCGGACGGAGGAAGAGGCUGCUGCUACAGUGGAGGCUGGAACCGGCGCUGAGGUUGCGGCGGAGACGGUGGAGGCCGCGACGGCUGGUGCUGUGGCUGUGGCGGUGCCCGAGGCGGUUGUGAAUACGGGGCCUGAGGCUGCGAUUGGUGGGACAACUGGCGCAGCUGCUGCUGCUGGCGUGCCUGCCGCUGCCUCUGACGACGGCUCCGUUUCACAUUCUGCCACCCCUCAUACUGGGCCACUGUCUCCCGAAGAGCGGGAGCCGCCGGCGGAGGAGGGGCGGGCAGGGGAGGGGGAGCUGGCUGCGUCCCCGGAGCCGAUGGGGCCGGCCGUGAUUGCUGCGGUCGUGACUGCCGUGGAGAGACGGGAUGGCCAGCCGAACGGCGAGGAGCGUACGGCUGCCUCUGAGUUCGCCGGAACUUCUGUUGCUGACGAGGGCGCAGACAUGCAGGGGCACGGCCAGGCGGCGGGCGAUAGUCAGGGGCCCGUGAACGGCGCUCCUUCCGGCGUCUCAAAAGCGAAGCCGAAGAGGAAGCUGCAGGUACAGCCAGCGCCGAGACGGCCCGGAGCAGGCCUGGGACCCGGCGCCCCGGGACCCCUCCUGGGCUGGCUUCUGCAAGGGCAGCCGCCACGAGAGUCAGAGCAUUGGGGGGCAUCUCAGGGCGCGCCCGCACUGUCCGCCGCCACGCAAACGGCUUCGCAUGCGCCAACGACAAGGGCGCCGAACUUGGGGGGAGGUGAAGGAGUGGCACAAGCUGCAGUGGUGGCACCAACAGGAGCAGGUGGGGACAAUACGGUGGCAGCAGUAGGCACCAAACGCUCAGCGAGACUUGGGGCGAUCACGUGGGUGCCGGCGGGCCGUGGCAACGGCGUGGUGGAAACGGCGGGAGCAGCAGGAAGGGGACAACGCGGGGUUUUACGCGGGGGGACGAGAGGCGGAAGGGGAGGGCGCAUUCAAGCGCCUAGGGCGGAGAUACCAGUGAGAACCGGCCCCUGGCAAGAGCGCCACGAUAGGCCAGAGAGAGUGCUCCUGCAGGCGGAGGGGGAACAGGAGGCUACUGACAACCAGGGAGCCGACCCUGCCGGGGAGGAAGAAACCUCAGAGGAGAUCUCUGUGGACGAUGAGACCACACCCAGGAGAAACAACCCAGAAACCCGGGCAAGGGAGGUGGCGGCGGGCAUCCCAAGUAACACAGGGGAACCUGUAGCUACUGCCACGGAGGAGACCGACGUGCCCUCUCCAGCUGAGCUGGCACGCGACGAUGCCAUCUGGAACCUGGCAGGGGAGUGGAAUGUGGACGUGCUUCAGAGGGGGGACCAGCCAUUCCUCGUCCGCCGGCUGCCACCACAAAUCCUAGACAGAUACUGUCUGUGCAUGCUGGCGACGCUUAUCCGCCUCGAUACACACCCGAGCUGCCUGGGUGGCUGGAAAGCGCUGCUGUUCCUGCCGAGGCUCACUCUUAGGCCAGCACCCGAACCUGUUCUGGGGAGUCGCUGGGCAGGGAUUGAAACACGGCUGCACAAGUUUCAACGAGGCGACUGGGCCGAGCUUUUCGAGGAGGCAGGGGUUAUCCCCGACACAGGCAACCCGAGAAACCGAAUGGUGGCGUGCGACCUAUAG